CUUCGAGUCAGGUUGCCGCAUGGCCAACAGCCAUCAUUAAACAAGCCAUUGGGAUUAUUAUCAAUAAAAGGAAACUAACAAAAAUCCCAAGAUGCCGGAACCAAAGGAGCAAUUCUCGUGUGAGAUGUACAGCGAAAAGUUCUUCAUGUUAUGUGCGGCCGGCGGCGCCUGCGCUUGUGGGAGCACGCACACUUUCGUCACCCCUCUCGACGUGGUCAAAUGUCGACUGCAAAUAGACCCCGGAAAGUACAAAUCCAUAUUUAAUGGUUUCCGCGUGUCGUUGGCCGAAGGCGGCAUGGCCAAUCUUGUCAAAGGCUGGCUACCUACGCUGUUGGGAUACUCCAUUCAAGGAUCCAUUAAAUUCUCAGGUUACGAAUACUUCAAAUACAAAUUCGCGAAGAUGGUCGACGAAGAGUCUGCGUAUUUGUACCGGACGUAUUUGUAUUUGGCCGCAUCUGCUUCUGCCGAAGUGCUAGCGGACAUCGGCCUUUCUCCAUUCGAGGCUACGAAAGUUAGGAUGCAGACCACGCCGGGGUAUACGUCGAAAAUGUUCGAAGCGAUGCCGCACAUGUAUAAGACUGAAGGCUUCGGAGUUUUCUACAAAGGUUUGACUCCGCUGUGGGGUCGUCAAGUGCCGUAUACUAUGAUGAAGUUUUCGUCGUUCGAGAAGACGCUGGAGUAUUUGUACGCGAACGUCGUUCCGAAGCCGAGAGACCAGUGCACGAAGGUGGAGCAGUUGAUAUUGACGUUCACGGCGGGGUACAUUGCUGGAGUGCUGUGCGCGAUUGUUUCUCACCCGUCCGAUACGAUCGUGUCGAAGCUGAACAAGGAUCCGAGCGCUUCGAUUGGCGGGAUCUUGUCGGAGGUGGGGCCCGUGGGGAUAUGGCGCGGGCUGGUGGCGCGCAUCAUCAUGAUCGGCACGCUCACGGGGCUGCAGUGGUUCGUGUACGACGCCUUCAAGGUGUACACGGGCAUGCCCCGCCCCCCUCCGUCUCCGAUGCCGGAGUCCCUCAGGAAGAAACUGGCCGCUCAGGGAAAAUUAUAA
This is a messenger RNA of Amyelois transitella, 1045 nucleotides long. RefSeq names its product solute carrier family 25 member 3-like. Gene Ontology annotation, biological process: mitochondrial phosphate ion transmembrane transport. Lineage: Eukaryota; Metazoa; Arthropoda; Insecta; Lepidoptera; Pyralidae. The transcript has a single exon. Bases 92 to 1045 code for a protein of 317 amino acids. Gene Ontology annotation, molecular function: phosphate transmembrane transporter activity. Gene Ontology annotation, cellular component: mitochondrial inner membrane. The record is from RefSeq and is a predicted model, not a curated record.